Siniperca chuatsi (mandarin fish) is the source of this 2614-nucleotide messenger RNA. It is a transcript of the gene septin7b, whose product is annotated as septin 7b. The record is from RefSeq and is a predicted model, not a curated record. Lineage: Eukaryota; Metazoa; Chordata; Actinopteri; Centrarchiformes; Sinipercidae. Gene Ontology annotation, molecular function: GTPase activity; GTP binding; molecular adaptor activity. Gene Ontology annotation, biological process: cytoskeleton-dependent cytokinesis; cilium assembly. Gene Ontology annotation, cellular component: cell division site; microtubule cytoskeleton; septin complex. Bases 151 to 1431 code for a protein of 426 amino acids. The transcript has 15 exons.
GUAGAAUAUACGUCAGUCUUUCAGCGUAGAUUCGUUGAGCACUGUUGGCGCUGCGUGCCUCAUAGUGCGUAGCUCCAGCAAAAGUUGCGAGAAGGGGGAAUGUCGGCUUGUGAAUGAUCGGUUUUUGAGGCGGCAGGGAGCGUCAACGUUAUGGCUCAGCAAAAGAAUCUGGAAGGAUAUGUUGGCUUUGCAAGCCUCCCCAACCAAGUGUACAGGAAGUCUGUCAAGAGGGGCUUUGAGUUCACUCUGAUGGUCGUUGGUGAGUCAGGGUUGGGCAAAUCCACGUUGAUCAACUCUCUGUUCCUAACAGACCUGUAUUCAGCAGAGUAUCCUGGACCGUCACAUCGAAUCAAAAAGACUGUACAGGUGGAGCAGUCCAAAGUUUUAAUAAAGGAAGGCGGCGUCCAGCUGCUGCUCACAAUAGUUGACACCCCAGGGUUUGGAGAUGCUGUCGAUAACAGCAACUGCUGGCAGCCAAUCAUCGACCACAUAGACAGCAAGUUUGAAGACUACCUGAACUCAGAAUCCCGAGUGAAUAGACGACAGAUGCCCGAUAGCCGUAUCCACUGCUGCCUGUACUUCAUCGCCCCCUCGGGACAUGGAUUGAAGCCCUUGGACAUUGAGUUCAUGAAACGGUUGCAUGAGAAAGUCAAUGUCAUCCCGCUGAUUGCCAAAGCAGACACCCUCACCCCAGAGGAAUGCCAACAGUUCAAGAAACAGAUCAUGCGGGAAAUCCAAGAGCACAAAAUCAAGAUCUACGAGUUCCCUGAGACAGACGACGAAGAAGAGAACAGGCUGGUCAAAAAAAUAAAGGACAAGUUGCCGCUGGCUGUAGUAGGAAGCAACACCAUCAUCGAGGUGAACAGCAAGAGGGUCAGAGGGAGACAAUACCCAUGGGGGGUUGCAGAAGUUGAAAACAGUGACCACUGCGACUUCACCAUCCUCAGGGAUAUGCUCAUCAGAACUCACAUGCAGGACCUGAAAGACGUGACAAAUAACGUCCACUAUGAAAACUACCGCAGCAGGAAGCUGGCUGCUGUCACCUACAACGGUGUGGACAACAACAGGGUUAAGGGUCAGCUGUCCACCAAACAUGACACAGUUGAAGGAAUGAGUCCCCUGGCCCAGAUGGAGGAAGAGAGGCGAGAGCAUGUGACUAAAAUGAAAAAGAUGGAGAUGGAAAUGGAACAAGUCUUUGAGAUGAAGGUGAAGGAAAAAGUGCAGAAGCUCAAAGACUCUGAAGCAGAGCUUCAGCGGCGUCAUGAGCAGAUGAAGAAGAACCUGGAGGCUCAGCACAAAGAGCUGGAGGAGAAAAGACGCGUGUUUGAGGAUGAGAGAGCAAACUGGGAGGCCCAUCAGCGCCUGGAGCAGCAGAAACUGGAGGCCUCCAGGACUCUGGAGAAAAACAAAAAGAAAGGCAAGAUCUUUUAAAAGACAGUCGGCAGGACCACCCCAACUCGAGUUAUUUUUGUUUGCCAACGUUGCCGGUCAGGACACCAGUGUGUGGCACUGACAUCACCCACCUCCUCCUCCUCUUCUUCUCCCCCUUCCCUUCCCUUCCCCCCCUCUUCUCCACCCCUCCUUGCCUCCCGUCCCUGCCCUCUGUCAGCGCAGCUGUGCUCCUGCUCCCAGCCACUAGAGGGGGUAUGUGAGGAGGUGGAGGGGGCCACCUGCCAACUGCCGCCACAGAGCUGCCUCGGGACUGAAUGUCACAAAAAGAAUAAACCCCUUUUUAGAAAGGCCAAUCCCAUAUUAUUUUAAUUAUUAUUAUUAUUGAUGUUAUUAUUAUUGUUGUUGUUAUAACUGAAUACUGUCCCCGCCCCCACUUGCAGCUCUCUUUUUUUUUUCAUCCCAAGGUUGCUUUUAAAUGACUGAUGCCUACAGUUUUAUGGAGAGCACUGCAGAAAAAAAAAAAAACCUGAGUCAUGUCUGACUGUUGUACAAUCAAGUUCUGGUGAAUUUUAUUUGUUUACAGGAAAAAUGACAGUAACAGUAUAUGAACAUUAACCUGAUCUUCGCUCAUGUAUUAAAGUAAGAAGAUGACAAGGCAUUAACUAAUCCUUUUUGGGGUUUUUUGUUUUUUGGUGUACUAUCCGGUAAACCUUUAACCCUCCUCCUAUCAGUGCGACAGUCAACGGGAAAAACCUGAAAUCAAGAAAAACAAUAAAAUGCACCUUGGGUCUUUUUAUAUAUUAAAAAAAUGGCUGAAGCUUCUUUUUUCUGAAAUGUAACGCUUUCUUUUUCCUCUGCGUUUAGCUAUUGCCAUUAGCCUUGGACCACCAUUUAUAAUGUCAUAAGUGUUAUAUUUCACUUUAGUUUAUUUUUAUAUAUACCGAGCCAGCUGAAGUCAUAACUUCUUUUGUAUGUUUAGAAAAUCCUCAGAGACUUGAGAGCAGCGUCCACUGUCGAAAAGAAACACUUUCACAUAUAACAGUGAUCCUGGACGCUUAAAAAAACAAAACAAAAACAAUAUUUCAAUCACUCUGCGGAAACGAUCAGUGGGAAAUGAAAAGUCAACACCGCAAUUUGCUUUGGCUAUGUACUCCAUCUCUGUAUUUUUAAUUUUAUUUUUCAUUUGUAUUGUACAAAGUCACUUAAUAAACCUGUGAUGAUA